Haemorhous mexicanus (house finch) is the source of this 5362-nucleotide messenger RNA. RefSeq names its product ST13 Hsp70 interacting protein (gene ST13). Gene Ontology annotation, molecular function: Hsp70 protein binding; protein dimerization activity. Lineage: Eukaryota; Metazoa; Chordata; Aves; Passeriformes; Fringillidae. The record is from RefSeq and is a predicted model, not a curated record. Bases 55 to 1134 code for a protein of 359 amino acids. The transcript is spliced from 12 exons.
UUCCGCGGCGGGUGGGCGGGGGAACGAGCGCGUCUGGGCCGCUGCCGUGCCGCCAUGGACUCGCGCAAGCUGAGUGAGCUGCGGGCCUUCGUCCGGCUGUGCAAGCAGAACCCUGGCCUGCUGCACACCCCGGAGCUCGCCUUCCUCCGCGAGUGGGUGGAGAGUAUGGGAGGCACAAUACCACCUGCUCCAGCCAAUGCUUCCACAGAGGAGACAAGUAAGGGCAAAGCAGAGGAACACCCAGAGGAGCCCGUUAAACCACCUGAACCAGAAAGUGAAGAGAGCGACUUAGAAAUUGAUAAUGAAGGAGUGAUUGAACCAGACAACGAUGACCCUCAAGAAAUGGGAGAUGAAAAUGUGGAGGUAACAGAAGAGAUGGUGGAUCAAGCUAAUGAAAAGAAGAUGGAAGCAAUAAAUGCUCUCAGUGAAGGGGACCUUCAGAAGGCUGUUGACUUGUUCACAGAUGCUAUCAAGCUGAAUCCUUGUUUGGCCAUCUUGUAUGCCAAGAGGGCAAGUGUUUUUGUGAAACUACAGAAGCCAAAUGCUGCCAUUAGAGAUUGUGACAGAGCCAUCAAGAUUAAUCCUGACUCGGCACAGACCUAUAAAUGGAGGGGGAAAGCACAUAGACUUCUUGGUCACUGGGAGGAGGCUGCUCAUGAUCUUGCAUUAGCUUGUAAACUGGAUUAUGAUGAAGAUGCAAGUGCCAUGCUGAAGGAGGUGCAGCCAAGAGCUCAGAAAAUUGCAGAACAUCGACGGAAGUAUGAGCGGAAGCGUGAAGAAAAGGAAAUCAGGGAAAGAAUGGAAAGAGUGAAGAAGGCACGGGAGGAGCAUGAGAAAGCACAAAGGGAGGAAGAAGCAAGACGACAGGCAGGAGGAGCUCAGUUUGGUGGCUUCCCAGGUGGCUUCCCAGGUGGCUUUCCUGGGGCUGCAGGCAUGCCAGGGAUGGCAGGUGUGCCCGGUCUGAACGAGAUCCUCAGUGAUCCAGAAGUUCUUGCAGCCAUGCAGGAUCCAGAAGUUAUGGUUGCAUUCCAGGAGGUUGCCCAGAAUCCAGCAAAUAUGUCCAAGUACCAGAGCAAUCCCAAGGUCAUGAAUCUCAUCAGUAAAUUGUCUGCCAAAUUUGGCAGUAAACCAUAAAAUCCCUGGUUCUUAAAAAUCAUACCUGAAUGGCAAGGAUUGGAUUUGGCUAACCAGUGUCGCAAUAAAAUAAACCAUUUUACCUCUGAUCUUCUUAAGAAGAGAAAUGGGGUGUUCUAAGGAGAAUUGCUCUCUAGCCCCAGAUAUUGACUUUAUUCAAUUAUUGGUUUCUAGAACUCAAAUUAUAUUCAGAUGACCUAGUUUUUGACCAUCCCUUCUUGUCCAACAGUUGCAGCCUUUCAUUGUAAGUGUUACAGACAGUUUUCUCUGAAUUAAUGUUCUUAUAACAAAUUGUAAUAUUCCAGGAGUAUAAGAUAAAAACAUGCUUUUUUUUUUUUUUUUUUAUUGCUCUCACUGAGCAAAUGGGAAAGAACUUUAAAAACUGAAGUCUGUCUUAAUCCCCUUAGGACAGAAAAAUAGCAAAGGUGGGACAAGUCUGAAGAGUUAACUGGAUAAAGGAAUUGUCCGCAAAUACAACUUUUUUUUUUUUAAUGGGUGAUAGACUUUUUAAAGCUAUUAUCAGUAUAAUCAGGCUAGCUAGUUACACACUGGAACUUCUGGCAGUACUGCAAAUACUAUAUCAUUUUGAUCACCACAACUGUGCAGCAAAGGUACAGUUCUACCCUUUGCACAACCUGGCAUGAAGUACAUAUUGCUGAGGCCACAGACGUUUUGUUACUUGUUCAGUUCUUGUCCAGCACCUUUACGUAACAUGUUAUUUAUCAGUCUGGGUAUGGGAGAGCAGCUUCCUGUCUGAGCUUGUACUCUUGUCCUUUCCCAGUUGGCAGGCCCUCUGCUGGUUGCACUCACCCUUCCUUGGGGCCAUGCUUACCAGGUUGCAUCUAUUUGGAAACUUUAGGGAAGGAAUCUUGUUCCCAUCACUACCUCUGUCCCACUGAAUGCAAGCCAUCCAGAACACGUACAUGCAGAGUUACACAUUGGUGAAGGGGAGAACACUCGACAAAAUUGCAGCUCUGGGUUCUGAAUCGGUUUGGGUUCUUACAUGCUCGCUGAUUAAAAUUUCUUGGUCAAAGUCCUGCUGUCUCUGUAGAGGUGAUGACUCUUUCUUCACCACAUUCUGUAGUCUUCCAUCUUUUCUUGUAGCCUCUUGUUUAAAAAAAAAAAUCUGUUGUUGUGGUUUCAUACCUCCAUGGUUUUGAGGCUUGUGAUACAGAGGAAAAGGUGAAGUAAUUGGAACAGACAGAACAUUCUCCUAACACAUGCAUUUAUCAGCAUGGGUAUCUUUGAUGCACUGUCUGUCCUGAUGACGUUCAGUGGAUUUGGCUACCAAUAAAGACAGUUGUUGCUUCUGUUUGUCUUGGCUAAAACAUCUUUAUGUGGGAAAAAUGACCACAGUUACCUGUUCACCCUGUGAAUUUCAAGGUUUGUGUUACUCUUUUGUAAUUCUGUAUCUUGAGCCAUAACUGAUGUUACCAUUUUUAAACAAAUGUGGUUUGAUGUAGGAACUCUACAGCAGUUGCAAAAAAGUAAAUCCCCAAAUGCUUUUUCUCCUACUAAUGACCGUGCACAAUAAAAUGUGAAUCUUUUUGCUUAAGAAAUACAGUUCUGAAUACUUCUCUUAGCCUUUAAAAAUAAAGUAUGGUUUUGAAAAACACAGCUUUUUGGGUUUGUGUAACUUUCUGAUAAAAACUAUUUUGCUUAAAUUAAGUUAAAUGUGGAAGUGCUUUAUUCAAACUGUAUGUAUAACUUGUGUUUUAAAUUGGAACAAAAUGCCUAAGGGCUCGUCUUCAUGACCGAAUGAACUCAAAUUACAAUUGUGUGUUGCUGUGUGCAUGGCUUUUGGUCAUAGUCUUGAUCUCCCAUUCCCAGGAAAAGAUAUUUGAAGUAGGUCACCCCUCAAUAUAGGCUAAAUCUUGACUUCUGUCUUCAGGCUAGUGCAUGUGUGUUGUUCACAAAUUAGAGUAUCUUGAAUAUAGAUUUAUUCCUUACAGUUUCCUGUUGUUCCAACUUGGCUGUUUGUGUCUGUCUUCCCAUGAAUAGUCAAAACUAGGAAAUUACUCCUACCUAAUAGAAAUGGUCAUAUCUGUGUCCUGCCUGCUUGCUUACACAUCAGUUACCCCUACUGAGAGUUGAUUGAUUCUAUAAAAGCAUUCUCUCUCAUUUUGAUGUUGGCUUUAGGAGUUUAGCUGAAUUCUUGUUCUUUGGGAAUACACAUCCUAUGACUCCCUUGGUGUGUGAGCUUUUUUGGUUUUAAUGUUACUCAGCAAGUAAAUUGAUGAGCUGUCUGGACUUCUUCUCAGUUCCCCGAGUUGGUGUGUGGACAUCUAAGCAGCUAAAUUGGUUUGAACAGAAGUACAAGUGCAGAAAGCUAACGGCACAAGAGAUGAGCAAAGACAGGAAGUUCCAAAUGCGGGAUGUAAGUAGCUAAAUGAGGAAGUUGUUAUUUUCGUUGGUUGCUCCUGUAUUUACUGGCAGAUCCUUCAGGUUAUUAGUUCUGUUGGAGCAUUGAGUGGGGGUGGUUGUUGUAAGUGCAGUGGCAAUAAUCACCUCUGCUGUUUCUGAAAGCUGCAAGAGCAUAUCGAUGUCAGCUGGGACAGAGUGCUGCCAGUCCUGCCCCUGGCUCAGGUGUGCCUUCCUGCCUUGUGCACAAGUCCUGCACUGAGCUAUUUGGCUGAUCCCAUGCCCGGAUUCAAUGACCCAGGCUGCCCAGGAGUGCAGUGAUGCACCUGCAGCUGGCUGGUAGCAGAGCCUUGUUCCUGUGUGAGUCCCAGGGACUUGACUGUCCUCUCUGGUUCAGCUGCUGCCCCAAGGGAAAGCAAGUGUCAGCUCGGUUGCCACAUCCAGGCUGGUCUAGUUCACAGGGAGUCCUUUUGCAUAGUAAUGUGGAAAAUGCAAAGCUUGGUGCCUUUACCAGAAGUUUUUGGAAAUUUUAUCUCCUUUCAUUGUUGGUACUUGUUGAGGUGGCUUGGUUUGUCUUUGUGGGAAGGCAGUGACUGGAUGAGUCUCAAAGUUGGAUGAAGGCAGGUGGGACAAAGCCAGGUAAAGUAGUGAUAGGCCAGAGGUGAAUGGGUCAAUGAGUAUUAAAAAGCCACAUAAAGGUAAAGCCAUAUUACAGAAAGAGCUUUUUGCAAGUACUAUAUGUAGUUUAAAAUAUCUGUCUUUAAAUGCCACCUUGUUUUUCUUGUGCGUGACUUUCAGGGCUUUUGUAUAAAGCUCAUACAAGCCAUACUCUUGCAUUUGCCUGUGUGUUCCUCUUCUGUGGAAUGGAAGAGGAAAUAAGAUUGUUACGGGAGCUCAUGGCACCUGCUGUGCCAGCAGAAUCCUUCACCCAUAUGGAUGGGACACUCUGGACAUAGCCAGGGGGAGCUGGAGCCAGGUUAGCCUUGGCAUGUACCUUCCCAUGGGUCAUGGUGUGCUGCUGACUGGAAGUGUUUGGAGCCUCUUUCAAGUCCCCCGGGGCAGGUAGGCUUGAGGGAUGCUCCUGGCAGAGGCUGGAGGGUUGUUUCCUCUUUGCUCCAGGGCAGUCUGACCUUGCAGUUACUGGUACUGACAGUGGUUGGUAACCUGGAGCUGGAGGGUGGCUCACUAGGAAAACAGUAGCAGAGGGGUGUCCUGUGAAACAUACUCAGAGCUCUGCAGAGGUGGGCCUCAACCUUGCUUCACACAAGAUGGAGUGAGGGCAGCAUUGUAAGAAAGUAAUUCUUGAUUUCCAAAGAGCUGAAGUGGAGUAAAAAAUGGUGGUGUCCAAUUGAAUGCAGACACCUCCAUGUUAAGUACCACAAGACAAAGCAUAGGAGGUCAGUAAUGAUAUAAGAAAAUGCAAAUACAGUGGAAGCAGGAACAGUUUUAAUGUGGCAAAUGAAUGAAGCAGAUCAGGUGGUUGCUGGUAGAUCUGAACUAUGGAGCAAGAAAAAAAAAAAUUAAGCAACCAGGCAACAAGUCACUGAUCACUUUGUGAAUCAAAGUUUGGGUACAUCAUACUCACUUGAUGUGACCCUCGCAAUCAGGAACUUCAUGUAAGAAACAUUUCCUUGUCCCUGCUGACUGGAGGUCCUGAGGUCCCAGAGAAUGUAAAUACCAAGGACUCUUCUGUAAAUCUGAAUCUUGGUGACUAACCAAAUCCAGAUGUUCAUUUGUAAUUUUGCUAACAAAGUGUUACUACUAUAUAUGUCUGCUUACAAGCACACUUUUGAAAGCUGUAUCCUAGAUGUAUGAUCUCAGACAAGCUUGAGAUCUUAUCAAUAAAUAAAUAAAUGUAUUUGCAGAA